Messenger RNA from Bacillus rossius redtenbacheri, 1691 nucleotides. It is a transcript of the gene CstF64, whose product is annotated as cleavage stimulation factor subunit 2 tau variant. The transcript is spliced from 8 exons. Gene Ontology annotation, biological process: mRNA 3'-end processing. The coding region runs from base 319 to 1590 and encodes 423 amino acids. Lineage: Eukaryota; Metazoa; Arthropoda; Insecta; Phasmatodea; Bacillidae. Gene Ontology annotation, molecular function: mRNA binding. Gene Ontology annotation, cellular component: mRNA cleavage and polyadenylation specificity factor complex. The record is from RefSeq and is a predicted model, not a curated record.
ACACCGACUUGCUGUGCGAGGGAUUCUGGGUUCGAGUCCCGGGUAGGGCAUGGUUGUAAAAUGUAUAUUCUAAUAUUUGAUAACGACUAGAACUUGAGAUUCACGCUGCAUUUAAUGGCCCUUUGGCUAUGGGGGAAAGCUGUAGGCCACUUAACUAUAUUAAAAAAAAUAAAAAAAAGUUUGCACGUUUAUAGAGUGCUAGCACUAGUAAUUUAUUUACUCUAUGGUGCUUGCUAACAACAAUAUUUCUGCAAUAAAGCAUUUUUCUGCCGGGAAAAAUUUUAAAUUUAUAAAAAGUUCUUUUUUUCAAUUUGAAUCAUGGGUGAUUCGAAUCUAAUGGAUAAAUCUUUGCGGUCUGUUUUUGUUGGAAACAUCCCAUAUGAAGCGACCGAGGAAAAACUCAAAGAUAUAUUCAGUGAAGUGGGACCUGUCUUGUCAUUCAAGCUGGUGUACGACAGAGAGACGGGAAAGCCCAAGGGCUAUGGCUUCUGCGAGUACAAGGACCAGGAGACGGCACUCAGCGCCAUGAGGAACCUCAACGGCUACGAGAUAGGCGGGCGCACGCUGCGAGUCGACAACGCUUGCACUGAGAAGUCACGCAUGGAGAUGCAGAGUCUGCUGCAAGGCCCGGUGGUGGAGAACCCCUACGGGGAGGUGGUGCAGGCAGAGAAGGCCCCGGAAGCCAUCAGCAAGGCUGUGGCUUCGCUGCCUCCGGAGCAGAUGUUUGAGCUGAUGAAGCAGAUGAAGAUGUGUGUGCAGAGCAACCCCAACGAAGCUCGUGCAAUGCUGCUGCGCAACCCUCAGCUGGCCUACGCCCUCUUGCAGGCGCAAGUUGUCAUGAGGAUUGUGGAUCCACACGUCGCUGUGACGAUGCUGCACAAAGUGAACCCGACGCCCCCGGUGCUGCUGCCGGUGGACAAGCCGGUGGUGCCGGUGCCACUGCCGGUCCCGGUGCCCGCGCCGGCCCCCGUGGCGGUGCCGCCGGUGCUGGCGCAGCCCGCCCCCUUGCUGCGGGAGGAGCCCUGGCCCGCGGCAGCCCUGCCCGCCCCCCCCUUGGCCCCUCCGGCCGGGGACGUGGACCACCGCGUGGGCCGCAUGGGCGACCAGGACCUGCGCGUGCUGCCCACCCCCACCCAGGCCAUGCCGGCCGUGCCGCAGCGCGACCCCCGCGAGGGCUUCCCGCCGGCCGCGCCCGACCACUUCCAGAGAGACCCGAGGAUGGCGCCCGUGCCCGUGUCGGUCCCGGCCGACCGCUUCCCCCCGCGCGACCCGAGAGGCGAGCCUCGCGAGCGAGUGGACCCACGCACAGGUGCCAGGGCUGCGCCAGUGCCGGUGGUCCCCGUGCGCCCUGCAGCCCCGGUGGCUCCUGUGGUUCCUCGUCCUGCCUCCGCCGCGGGCCCCGGGCCCCUGCCUGCCGGCAUGCCCAACAUGUCCCCGGGGGCUCCCGGCGCCUCCGACCAGGAGAAGGCUGCACUGAUCAUGCAAGUGCUGCAGUUGUCCGACGAGCAGAUAGCAAUGCUGCCACCAGAACAACGUCAGAGCAUCCUUGUGUUGAAAGAGCAGAUUGCCAAGAGCACGCAGCGACAGUAACAACUCUCAAAAUGCUGUAUUUCAAGACCAUGUACUGAAAGUAUUUACAAAAAUGUUCAAAAAUGUUGCCCAUACCAACUGAAUAAAUAGUUACAAGGUAA